AUUGCCAUGAUGCUGAAAAUCAUAAUUAAUAGAAUCGUAAGGAAACAUGGUGGUGCAGGUAUAAAAUUAAGUUUGUUAAAAUUAUACGGGUUACAAAUAUAUAAUAAUGAAGCAAUUGUCUACGAGUUAUCGGUACCUUUUCAAGGGUUAUAUAUUUUUCGUGAGGUUCUACGAUCAAAAUUGCCAACUAAUAAGGUUGAAGUAGCGUUAAUAUCACGCACCAUACCAACGUUACUCAAGUUCAGGGAGUUGCUUGAACAGAGUCUAAAAGGUCUGAAAGAUUAUAUUGUAGACGCGCACAUUUCGUCAAUAGAACAAAAUCUAUAA
Molecule: messenger RNA, 327 nt
Organism: Acaulospora morrowiae
Lineage: Eukaryota; Fungi; Glomeromycota; Glomeromycetes; Diversisporales; Acaulosporaceae
Source: the annotation of a GenBank genome assembly